AUGUUGGAGGUGGUUUUCAAGAAGUUGCUCCAGGCGGUCCUGCUGUUUCCGAUGGGACAUGAGCUUCGGCUUGCUGGCUACCCUGACUAUGUGGUGGACAAGACUUGUAACAAGUUGGGCUACAUCGACCCCGUCAGUGGGGUUCCCAACUUGUUGGUAUCGCUAGGAUACGUUACUACCUUGACGUACUUGUACUGUUGCGAUGUCAGCCUUCAGUUUCGCCUUGAGCAGAUCAAGGACAAGCUUCACAUCUCGCCGGUGUGCGGAGAGUUGCUCUAUUCUCAAAUUCCCAAUGGUUACGCCUUCUGUCUCGGAAUGACGGGAACGUUGGAUUGUCUUUCCCACGCUCAAUUCCAGUUGCUACAGGAGUAUGCCUUCGAGCAUCGAACAUUCUUGCCGUCCACUUUGAACAAGAAGCAAAUUCAACGUGGAAGCUUGGAAGUCGUUCACGGGAGCUGGGACGAGUUUUUCUUGCGAGUUCGGAGUGAAAUCGUAGACAUGCUCAAGCUUCAGAGAGCAAUGCUUAUCAUCUUCCACGACAGUGAUUUGCUGAAACAAUUCGCCACAGAGCUGAACAUCCAGAAGCCAAAUCUGCCGCAGCACAAGGGAUACUACAUCCUCUCAGACGAGAUGAAGAGAGGCAGGCGAACAUCUUGA
Molecule: messenger RNA, 657 nt
Organism: Guillardia theta CCMP2712
Lineage: Eukaryota; Cryptophyceae; Pyrenomonadales; Geminigeraceae
Exons: 1
Coding region: 1-657 (218 amino acids)
Source: RefSeq, a predicted model, not a curated record